Molecule: messenger RNA, 1731 nt
Organism: Penicillium nucicola
Lineage: Eukaryota; Fungi; Ascomycota; Eurotiomycetes; Eurotiales; Aspergillaceae
Product: GTPase-activating protein GYP1
Exons: 6
Biological process (GO): activation of GTPase activity
Cellular component (GO): Golgi apparatus
Molecular function (GO): GTPase activator activity
Source: RefSeq, a predicted model, not a curated record
GAAAUGGUCCAGGUUGAAUCACCUUUCUGGGCCAGCCGAAGCACCUCUCUAAACCAGGGAUCGAAGAUAUACGGUCCAAAUACAGUAGUGGGCGCAUCAUACUCCCAUGCAAAUCUUGUACAAGCUACAUCAUCCCACUCAGUCCCUCAAACCCCGCCAAAGUCAUCGGCCGUGAAUGCGGCAUCGCAGUUGAACCGAAGGCCAGGAAACGUCAUCGCAUCACCUCCCCGUCAACCUUAUCCUGGGAUUAUGACCCAAGGGGUUGAUGAGUGGAGUCGCGACCCGACUGAAGAAGACGAUGAAGAUGAAGAUGACGAGAUUGUAUACGAUGACGAUGAAGAUGAAUUUGGCCUGCCUAGUCUUGCCAGUAUGAGAAGAAAACGAUCUAUGCCGUUUAAACCAAAGAAUCUGGAUACUGGUGUCGGGGCUGGUGGCAAUCUCUCAACACUUGGAUAUGGACUGGCCUCGAACAACAGAAGUCGCGCGGACAGUGCAGACAUCGCGGAAGAGCGUGGUGCGCCAAUGUAUCCAACUGCGCGAAAGGGAGAGGGGAAGAUUCUCCGGCCUCAAUAUAAGGACAUUCUGCAAGAUCCUGCCAAUGCUCUGAACCUCAUUAACCAUUCCCCACCCCCUACCAAUGCAUCGCCGAAAGAAAGAGAUAUUCACUCUAGUCGCAUUACGCGAAUCAACAAGUUCAAGCGCAUUCUACAGGCAAGCACCGUAUCUCCAACCGAGCUGCGAAACCUUGCUUGGUCAGGUGUGCCGGAAGAAGUCCGGCCAAUGACCUGGCAACUUUUGCUAGGAUAUUUACCUACAAAUAGCGAGCGUCGUAUCUCUACGCUAGAGCGGAAACGCAAAGAGUACCUUGACGGUGUUCGACAGGCCUUUGAGCGAGGCAGUGGAGUAAGCUCCACAAAACCACCUGAUUCAACCAAGGGUCGUGGCAGAGGACUGGAUGAGGCAGUUUGGCAUCAGAUCAGUAUCGAUGUUCCUCGUACCAGUCCUCACAUUCCAUUAUAUGGAUAUGAAGCCACCCAGCGUUCCUUGGAACGUAUCCUUUACGUCUGGGCUAUUCGUCACCCAGCAAGUGGCUACGUUCAGGGUAUAAAUGACUUGGUUACACCUUUUUGGCAGGUGUUUUUAGGUGUUUACAUCACCGAUUUGAACAUUGAACAAGGCAUGGACCCUGGCCAGCUACCCCGAAGCGUGUUGGAUGCAGUGGAAGCCGACACUUUCUGGUGCCUUACAAAGCUUCUGGAUGGUAUCCAAGAUAACUACAUAUAUGCUCAGCCUGGGAUCCAUCGACAAGUCAGGGCUCUACGGGACUUGACAAUGCGCAUCGAUUCAUCGCUCGCCAAGCAUUUGGAGCAAGAAGGCGUGGAAUUUAUGCAAUUUAGUUUCCGAUGGAUGAACUGCUUGCUCAUGCGGGAAAUGAGCAUCAAAAACACGAUACGCAUGUGGGACACAUAUAUGGCUGAGGAGCAGGGCUUCUCUCGAUUCCACCUUUAUGUUUGCGCCGCAUUCUUGGUCAAGUGGACGGAUCAAUUGGUUAAGAUGGAUUUCCAGGAGGUCAUGAUGUUCCUCCAGGCAUUGCCUACCAAGGAUUGGACCGAGAAAGACAUCGAGCUUUUGCUCAGCGAGGCAUUCAUUUGGCAGAGUCUGUUCCAGGACUCACGUGCUCAUCUUCGGCCUGCUGGGGAUGAACCUCCUGAAAAUGGUAUCUUUUAUUGA